GUAACCAAUAUGUUAAAAGUGUGUCAAAGUCAUAUCAUAUGACGUGGACACCAUCAUGCUUGUCAGAAAAUGAGAAUUCUUAUAAGUCUAGAAAACACUUAGCACAACUUUAUUAAAAGUUAUUCACAAAAACAAUUUACUAGGCGAAAUUUCAACCAACAUGUCGGAUAAGUCCAGCUCAUUUCGUACAAUGUUUUAAAUUCCCCAGAUAUUGAGGGAAAGACAACCUCAAGGUUGUCAUACACGCUGAAUUUAUUUUCAUGGCUGAUAUUCUAGCAGAUUUACAAGAUUCAUUUACAAGCAAUGACGUAUGUCGACAGCACGAGCUAAUAGUGAAAAUUGAAGAAUGGAGUCGUAUCCGUGUCGACGCAAAAAAUGCCCAAAUGAUCAAUGAUUGCCUGGAGAAAGUUCUAUCUAUUUAUUAUUCUCACUCCUUUCUCGGUUGUUCCUCAUGUAAAAGCAAUGACCGCAUGAUAUGGACUUCUCUCUUGGCUUCAUUUUUGGAUUCGAAGAAAGUGCUUGAUAACAGUUCCAAACUUAGCUUAAAAGAUAUUUUACUGGUUGAGUUCACACUUUCAGGGGAAACCAUAUAUUUGAUUGAUGUUCUUUUGCAAAUGAACACUGCUGUUUCUGCCCCUGACUUUGCGGCUGCAGUAACCAAGAGGAUAUUUUCUAUGGACAAAACAAUUUUUAAAAGUCAUGUAAAUACCGUCAGGAUUCUGAUGCUUUACAAAUGGUUGGAUCUUAACUUUCCCCAUAUUGUAAAGCCGACACAAGAACAACUUUCACGUAAAUAUUUAGAUACAGAUUCUAUUUUCCGCUGGAUGCGCCAAAAGAUACCCACUAAAAUCAAAUUAGCCUAUUGGAAAACAUGCACAACAAAUGAAAAGAUUCAAAUGCUUCUAAAUGCUUUCGAUUUAUCUACAUUAGCAAAAUUACUAAAUCCGUGUUCUGAUGAUGUAGAGGGAAAAAAUAAUGAUAAUGUUGGUAAUCAGGUCAAAAUAAAACGACAUAAAAAGAAAGAAAAGCGAAAGUUAACGGUUAAACAUCGCUUGUCAGCGCAAAAUGGUGUUUAUUCAGCCAAAUAUAAAAAGGACAAUCAAAACUUCGAAAACAUGAAUACUCCAGAUGUAGAUAUUGAAUCAAUAAACAAUCACGAAUUGGUAGAGGAGGAAAUUUAUGAAAUUCACACUAACUCUAAAAGGGAGUUACUGACAGACCCUGAUUCGGCUAAACUCGCUCCCAAAAGAAGAAAACUGACGGGCAACACUAGCGUCGAAAGCAUAAAUGAGAUACCAGAAUUUGUACAGAUUCACACUCCUGCCUCCGUGGUGGAAGAUAGUGAGGACAUCGAAGACAAAGACGAAACACAACUGGAACCAACUAUACCAACUAAAACAGAUGGCACGACAAGUCCCAUGAGUGGUCGGGAUACCCCAAGAAAGCGUAAAAGUGCAACGCCUAUUGCUGACAAAUCCGAAAUUGGUUCCAAUAUCAUUAGCCCUACCACUGGGAAUCAGCGCGAGAGGAAUAUGGACCAGACAGAUUCACUUGCAUACAUAUGCGUAGACGGGCUGAUAGCAGGAGGUGGAGGCACGCUGGAUGGGAAACCAGUGAUGUCAACCACACCGACGAGAGGAGAUGAAACACAAAGUCGGACGAGUAGUCGGGAUACCCCAAGAAAGCGUAAAAGUGCAACGCCUAUUGCUGACAAAUCCGAAAUUGGUUCUAAUAUGAGUAGCCCCACUACAAGGAAUGAGCGCGAGAUGAAGAUAGCUUGUGAUGCAGUAGCAAUGGUUCCAGUGGUGGAUAUUGCUCUGGACGGAAAUGGUAUGGAAAAUUCUCGGGAUGUUGUCAGUGGAAAGGAAGAUAUAUGUGGUAAUAUUGCUGUUUCGGUUAAACGGAAAAGUGUUUAUAAUACGUCACGUACGACAACAGUAGGACGUAGCAGGUACUCGCUACGCACAAGAAAGUCGCUGAAAUAACCUAAUUUAUUUUUUCACCUGCAGAGACUUCUUUUUUACCACAAUAUUUCUUCCAACUACUUUUGUGUACUGUUGGUUGAAAUUGGUGUAGAUAUUUACUGUUUGGUCAGUUGAUGAUAGAUUUAACUAAAUGUAAUAAAUUUUAUGAAAAGUAAACUGAAUUAUAUUUGAAGUGG
Messenger RNA from Trichobilharzia szidati, 2161 nucleotides. NCBI's taxonomy places the organism in Eukaryota, Metazoa, Platyhelminthes, Trematoda, Strigeidida, Schistosomatidae. The record is from the annotation of a GenBank genome assembly.